Tricharina praecox is the source of this 435-nucleotide messenger RNA. RefSeq lists its product as uncharacterized. NCBI's taxonomy places the organism in Eukaryota, Fungi, Ascomycota, Pezizomycetes, Pezizales, Pyronemataceae. The record is from RefSeq and is a predicted model, not a curated record. The coding region runs from base 1 to 435 and encodes 144 amino acids. The transcript has 4 exons.
AUGCUCGACCCACAGAACCUAUACAUCUCGGAGGGGACGCUCACCGAACUUGAGGCGCUGUACCUACGGCAUUCUAACGACCCGCUCCUUCUGCCUACCGUCAUCGAACGCCUCCCCAAAACUGUCCUUCGCUACAUUCAUGUGUUGGAGCGUCGAGUCAAUGCGAGGACGCAACUCGAACGCGACUUCUUCGAUAACGUUUACAGGCAACUUAAGCAGGCGAUGAUCGAUAUCCCCAGGGCCCGCAAUAUUUUGCUAAUCACGUUCCCGAGGUCGACAGAGACCGGGGAGAAUUUGUGGAAGGUCUUUCUCCAUUACUUCUUGGUGGUUCACCUCACGGACCAGGUCGUGAGCUUUGUCGCAGAUAGACUACUGGACGAACCUACUGUGACGCGGUGGACGAGUGAUGGAGUGAGCUACCUUGCGUACCUGUAG